Molecule: messenger RNA, 5476 nt
Organism: Hippocampus comes (tiger tail seahorse)
Lineage: Eukaryota; Metazoa; Chordata; Actinopteri; Syngnathiformes; Syngnathidae
Gene: mtus2a
Product: microtubule associated tumor suppressor candidate 2a
Exons: 17
Coding region: 546-4847 (1433 amino acids)
Cellular component (GO): cytoplasm; nucleus
Molecular function (GO): microtubule binding
Source: RefSeq, a predicted model, not a curated record
UGCCUUGACUCAAUAAAAGUUUGGCCCAAGACUGGAAUACCGGUAAAAGCUUUCUCCGUGUUCAUCAACGUCUAUGCUGGACAAGAUCCAGCAGGGGGCGCUGUGAUGCAGAGACAGAAAAUCUGGUACUCUGACACGUUGCCAGGAGUGGCUGCAGCAUCAGCACCAUCAGCUCCUCCUCCUCCUGUCCGCAGCAUCUCUCCCUGAGCACCAUUAUAGCCAGAAGGAGAGAGAGUGCAAGUCACAUGCGUGUUCCUGGUGGCAGCGGCAUAAGACGAUCAAAGAGCCCUCAAUGCAGAGUCACCGCAGAUUGCUUUGCUCGCUCAAAGGGAAUGCAAGAUGAGUGGUGAGCUGGUGUAAAAAAAAAAAAAAAAAGCUCUAUAUUUGGAAGACCACAUCACAGCAUCAAAAAGAACCAGAACCAAAUAAGGAGGGAAAACAGAGUGCUUUCUGAGUCAAUCAAUGGCCUCGGGCUCCCGAAUUUCCUUUGGGAUUAAUAAAGUAACCGCCUGGUAUCUUUGAGCGCUCGAAAGAAACCCUCCAAAAUGAGCAUCCCCACUAGCUUCAAGGGGAACGGGGUUGUUGAGAGAGCGGAAAAGAUCACAAGCAAAGCUCCAAACCAAUUUCCUCGCACUGGCGAUGACAAUGCCAAUCGAUUCGCUUUUUUGAGCGAUCAAGGAGGCUUGUCAGAAGGCACAGGAUGCAAUACGACCUCGCUUCCACCUUUGGUGUCACAAAGCGAAUCCCACGACAAGAUGAUCAUCUGGGGCUCCGAGCAGCAAUGUUCAGAGCCUGGGCUCAGAGAGAUCGAGCUCGUGGAGUGUCCGGCCAUACACACAUUCUUGAGAAACCCAAAUGUAGAGGACGACGAUGACGAAGACGGGCGAAGCACAGGAGAAGAUAAGGGUGAGGGUCCGAUGUCCAUUUCCUCCAGUUCAACUGCCAGCUCUACUUCCACUGGGGUGAGAAGGAACGACAACGACAGCAACAAAGUGCUGAACAGAACUCCGAAGGACGAAGAGGAGCGGGCAAAGAACACGUGUCAUAAUACAGAGCAAGGCAAUUGUGAGGCAGGCUUAACCGAAGAAGAGAACACCAAGAAAGGUCGGGGAGGGCUGAAGCAGUCCAAGUCGGAAACAAACGUGUUCGUCUCCAAUCUAUCCGCGAUCAGUCUCAGUGGAAGUCUGUCCAGCACUCUGGAUUCCAGCAGAGAAACUUUUAUCUGUCUGCCCAGCUCCAAGACCAACAUUUGUUACGCUAACAACACUACCUCAGCCCAAGCUAUAAGAAGGGCAGCUCGAGUCGAAAACGACCCUCCGCCAUUGUGUGAUCAGGAGAAACGUGAACGAUGCCGCAGUCAGGAUGACGGACAGGAUGAGAGAAGCCAUUGCAGAAAUGGAUCAUCCUCGGAUGGCGGUCUGGGCCAAAGAAGAAGGGCGGGAUUUGAGGAAAGGGUUCCACCACCGAGGCGACAACAGCUUGUUCGACCCCUGUGUCAGUCAGAAAUGGGUGGAGCUCAAAACUUAGCGGAGCUCCGCGGUCAGGGUGCUGAAGUCGGACGACCACCCUCCAACAACACCGCAACGGUUUCGCCAAGUCACGCUCCCAAUGGGUCAAACAAAAAGCUUACGAGAUCAUCUCUACGCGAACCAUCCGAUUUUUCACAUCUUUACAACACAUACGCAGUCUUCCAAUCCAGACAGCCCAACCAGGCAGCCAAAAAGGAGGUUUUGUCAGCGGAGAAGCAACCAGGUUCAAUGACAAAGUCGACUUCAAACGCCUCCAAAUCUUCCACCAUGGAGAAGCGACCCCAGACUCAGUUCACCUACAGACGGAAUUGCUCCAGUCCCAAAAGGACGUUUACGCCUCCCCACUCCCCUCUCAGGACGCCGCAGGGCUCACCACACAGGCAAGCCUCGAUGCACCUCAUCUCCAAGGAGGCACAUCGAGGAGUUCAACACACCCCUUCAGGAAGCAACCCUGAUGUCAAGCCAUCAGCCCAGGGCCAUGACAGCGUUUGCCCGAAAGCGCCAGUUCCAACCCACAUAAAUCCAACGGGAAUCCCCAGAGCGCCUCUCCCCAACCAGCAAAUCGUCCCCAAUUCAAGCCAUAUCUCGAGCCCCAAAGAGAGCUCUCCUUCACCCAAACUCAAACCUAAAGGAAUCCGCCCAAAAAUCAUCACUUACGUCCGUAAAAAUCCUCAGUUCAAGCCUCAGGCUGCCGACGGACCUUAUCAGGUAUCUUCUUUGCCAGCAAGGUUGCCCGUAUCCACACAUGGCGCAGGUGCAACGUCAUCUAGUUCUUUCAAAGAGACUCCUCAAGACCCCCUCAAGCCUGAGAAAGAAACCAGAGGGUCGCCAGUACUCAGUGCCUCCAACUUGCUUUUCGACAAGUACCACAAAGACAUGCAAACCAAUAUCUUCCCAUCAGGAUUACUGAGUCGGAGUAUCCGGGCUCCGGGACAUUCAAACACCGUCCCUCCAACACAUACGCACAGCUAUACAGCGCCCCCAAAACUGGCCGGUAAAAUGGGGGACUUCUAUGGAACACACUCAGAGGUCGGCAGAUCAGCCAGUUUUAAAGAGAGUUCCGCGGAGGACCCGAUACAGAUUCGGACAGCCGCUCAGACCGGAGGGAGCGGAAGUCUCUUGCGCUCUGGCAGAGGUCUACGUUUAGGCCUGGGUGCUGUGACCAGGACAGCUUCAAGUUCAGUCAAGGGCAAAGGUCAGAGGUCAACAGUCAUCCAACAAGUCUGCCCAGCAGCCAGCCAGAAGAGCCACAGCACCACAGCUGACGAUGAGGUUUUCACUCUUCCCGCUCCUGAGGCUCCAGCAUCAGCACAGGCGCAGGCCGUGACCUCCAGGACCCUGCUUCCCAAAGGAAGCCAGUCAGGCCUUCGCGCGCCUGGCUACAGUUCCACCCGACUACCCGUGGGCCGCCUGGCCGCGUUUGGCUUCGUCAGGAGUUCAAGCGUGUCCUCCGUUUCCUCCGCACACUCGGCCGACAGCGCGCAGAGUGACCCGAGCAGGACGGCUCACCGUCUGAGUGUGAGCGAGGACCCUCCUCUACAUCGAGUGACCGGCGCCCCGGCAUCAACAGAUCACCAAAGAGGUCCGCCAUGUCGCAGCGUCAGCCUUCAGCCACCGUCCACCCCAGCUUUGCCGCGCCGCUACCUGCCCGCUCAACCGAGAAGCUCCCCUGGGGUUGGCAGGAAGGAGUUCCAGCGGAGUUCAGAGGUAACGCGCUCCCUCCCGUCCUCCCCAAAGAGACUGGCAGUUGUUCCGCCCAAGCCUCAGUCGCCAGGAUUUGCUCCGCCAAGAAUGGCUAAUGUGGUCACCACAUGUCAAGUCCAGUCAGGCCAGCGGCCUGCAGGAGGACUGGCCCGGGGGUCUGUCGCCCCUGGCUCCCCUCGCCGGGGUCCUCCGCUGAAGCCGCAGCAAGAGAAGGCUGAUGCUCAGACGAGAGAAGAAGAAAGGAAAGCAAAGGAGAGAGAGAACGAGGAGCAACGCGAGGAGCUGGAGAGGCUGCGUGGACGCUGUGAGCAGCAAGAGAAGCAACUGAAAGCAUUGCAAGAAGAACUGAGGAAGACCUCUUUGGGUUUAGAAGCCUUCAUCGUCACCACUCAGCAUUACUGCCUCAAGAAUAAAGUCACCGAAGAGAAUGAAUCCAACUUGUUCCAGGAAAUACAAACGAUCAAAGAGCAAAUGGUGUCCAACUGCGCAAACUGGGAGAGACUCAAGCUGGAAAAGUCUGCGGCGGAAUCGGCAUUUGAACGAGAACUGCGGCAGCUGCGGGCGCGACAGGAAGCGGAACUGGCCGCCACGGAGGAGAACCUACGCAAGUGUCACUCAGCCCAGACUGAACACCUGAAGGUGGAGCAUCAGUCGGAAAUGGAGGAGCUUCGGACCCAGCAGCAGGAGCAGGUGGAGGAGAUGUCAGCUCACCACCAGGCAGUCAUUCAGGAGCUCAGAGACAUGCAUAACAUCACCAUGGCAACGCUGCACGAGGAGCAUGCCCGAACCAUGAGAGACUUAAGGAAAGCCCACGAGCAACACAAGAUGUUGCUUGAGGAGGAUUUUGAGAAACUGAGGCUUUCUCUUCAGGAUCAAGUGGACACGCUCACAUUUCAAAACCACAGCCUGCGGGACAAAGCCAAGCGCUUCGAAGAGGCGUUGAGGAAGAGCACCGACGAACAGAUAAUUGAUGCCUUAGCGCCAUACCAGCACAUUGAGAAGGAUCUCAAGAGCUUGAAGGAGGUUGUGGAAAUGAAGAACCAGCAAAUACACCAGCAGGAGCAGAAGAUCUCCGACCUGGAGAAAGUGCAGGCCCAAAAGAAUGUGCUCCUGGAGGAGAAAGUCCAGGUUCUGCAGCAACAAAAUGAAGAUCUGAAAGCUCGUAUUGAAAGGAACCUCACCUUAUCUCGGCAACUGUCAGAAGAGAACGCCAACCUCCAGGAAUCGGUCGAGAAAGAGAGCACAGAGAAGAAGAGGCUGAGUCGAAACAACGAGGAGCUGCUGUGGCGUCUUCAGACCAGCCCCCUGAUGUCUCCUUCGUCUUCCCCCCUCCACCGCUCGUUCUCUACCUCCCCCAUCCCGUCAUCCCCAUUGUUCUCGUCCUCACCUGCUCCUCCGCUGGGAUGCCACUCUCCCACCCAUUGCCAAGGCUGCCCACAGCAGCCGCAGUCCACCUCCCCCUUCCAUACGGGCAAUCAGAAUUACUCCCCCGGCCCGGCCACACCCACCCACAGGGUACCAGCCAAUCAGAAUUACUCACCGGGGCCAUGCACACCCACUCACAGGGCCACAGCCAAUCGCAAUCCGUUAGCUUGUCUCACUUUACAGAGAUAAAAACCUUCAUUUUUCCUUCCAUUUUAAAUGAUUUCCUCAAAUGACUACUCUGAGUUUGACUGCUGAUGCUUUCUUGCACGUAAAGAUCGUUUUUACCAAACAUGCAAGAGAACUUAGCUCAGUGGUUGUAUAUACUAUGUACAUGAGCGACACAAAUGGUGACAAUGUGAAGUCACUUCCCACAAAGCGAGGAAGCAGCACACAAGAACAAAAUCAUCCUGUGUUCAGAACACAAAUGCAUUCAAUUAAAUAUGUCACACACUCUCCCACUGGGAUGAGUUUGCCAGUUCUCUUUUUACAAAGCUAAAGCCGCAGCAAAGCGCCUUACUUCUGCCGUUUCACCAGCAAAGGUCAGUCAAUUUUUAUCAACUAUUUGUCGGUUUUAAUUGGUUUUAGGGAAGACCUUCAUUUGCAUAAAAACCUGUGGUAUCUGUCCAGAAAUGCAGAUAAGGAACUCCAAAGAAGUGCAGUUAUACCGUGACUUAAGAGUGACCCGACUUAAGUGUUUUUCGAGAUACGAGACUUGAUUUUUUUUUUUCCUUUGACUUCCAAACAAAAAAUGUACAUACGCGCGCCAAAUGAUGGCAGCAAACUUCAACUCAUAGUUUGGCAGAUAUUAAACAAUUGUU